CAGACAGGCCCCUGGUGCGGGAUGGAGCCAGUACCUGGGGCUGCGGGAGCCCUGUGGGGCCUGUCAGGAGCUGAGGCCUUUGGCCCCACAGCCUCCACUGUCAGUCAAACGAGAAUCACAGAAUCCCAGACUGGUUUGGGUUGAAAGGACCUUAAAGCUCAUCCAGUCCCAACCCCCUGCCACAGGCAGGGACACCUUCCACUAGACCAGGUUGCUCCAAGCCCCGUCCAACCUGGCCUUGAACACUGCCAGGGAUGGGGCAGCCACAGCUUCUCUGGGCACCCUGUGCCAGCGCCUCAGCACCCUCACAGGGAAGAGCUUCUGCCUAAGAGCUCAUCUCAGUCUCCCCUCUGUCAGGUUAAAGCUGUACCAGGGUGAGCCUGGCUGAAAGUAGCAGUCACACCGAGCCCUCCCCUUGUGCAGAAGGCGCUGGGAGCUGCAGCUGGGUUCCUUUUACUGAGCAGCAUAAUUUUGGCAUUACAUGUCCUCCCUAUGCUCCUCAUGAGAGCUUCCUCACUGACAAAGCCCUGUACUUUCAGUGGUGUUUUGACAGCCAAGCCUAGAAUAAUGCCAACAGCCAUGGCUGCUGGGCCCUGCAGAUGCUUCUGGGAGAGGAAUUGAGCAGUUUCAUAUUUCUUUUCCCCAUUCUUUUUCCUGCAGAGCCAUGGAGGUCUCUGGGGGGCUGUCUUCCAGAAAAGAGUCCACUGUAUCUGUUCCCAGUGAGUCACAACCAACACCAGUACAGAUCACAGUGCUGAAAGCACAGGACCUGAACACUCUCAAAAGCAACGUGUCAGUCACUUCAGUGUGCGUGGAGUUCAAUGGAGUGGUCCUGGGAGAGUCCUUCAGGACUAAUGUCCUGCCAAAGGGGACAGCAGACUACAAUUUCACAACCAGCUUUGAGAGCAGCCCCAAUGGGCCCAACUCCCUGAAUGACAUUGCACAAACCCCUGUGCUCUUGACAGUGAUAGAAACAUUGCAAAAGGACAAGAAACAGAAGGACAGGACCACACCUCUUGGCCAAGCAGUGGUGGAUCUUCUACCUCUGCUGCAAGGACAGUGUUCAUUUCAGGUCACAGCUCCUUUACAUGCAGUGCCUACCUCUCCAUCAGAGAGCCUCCACCCAGAGGCCAAGGGUGGCCUUGAAGUGACAGUGCGCACCAAAGAGCCUUUGCUUUCUGCCACACAGCUUUCAAACAGUAACUUCCUGAGCAUCACACUGGAGGCAGCUUAUUCUAUCCCUGAAACGUUUGCUGCCACAGGACCCCUGCAAAACUACAUGGCUUGCUUGCAAGUACCAGCAGCUGGGGAGAAAGAACUCCCCUUGCUCUUCAAGAAUGGCAUCCUGAAGCUUGCUGGUGAGAAAGAGCCAUUACCCCGGCCCAAAAAGUGGCCCCUUGCUAACAUCAUGGCCCCUGGCGCUCUGAGCAUACCAAACUCCUUCAUUGUUGGUGGUCCCUAUGAGGAUGAGGAUGGAGAGCUCACAAAAGGAGAGGACAGGGAAUUUAGGAUCCAAGCAGAAAGCAUGAAGAGAGUUGUGUGGGACAUGGAAAGUCGUUGUUACCUGGAUCCUGCUGCAGUAGUCACUCUGCAGAAGCGCAUUGCAGAGUGCCAGUACUGGCCCAUGGAGGUCUGCAGGAUAUCUGCGGCCUUACCCAGCAAAGGGAAAACCAGCAAAGCUGACAAGACCAAAAGCCAGCACAGCGUUUUCCAGGAUCUUAGGGGGCAGCUCAGUGUGACUCGGAUGGGCUCAGGGACCUUAGGAAUCGGUGCUCCCCUUGACCGAGCUGCUCCCAGCAAGACUCAGAAGGAAGACAAAGAGAAAAGCACCAACAAGAAGAUGUCCCACAUGCCCAAAGUCCAGUUGCCAAAUGGCACUGGGGAAGCAGAAAACGCCGUGCAUCUCAACCUUGAAGGACAGCAAUACGUUGAAGCAGGAACAUUCCUGGUGAUGGAGAUAAAGCUGUACAAGGCCUUGGUACCAAGAAGACUGCGAGAGGAGCUCACCAAACAGGUCAAGCAAAUGAUUCCUCCUCGCCCUCUGCUGCCUCCCUGGACUUUAGGAGCCCAGAAGGCUGUGGAAGAUUAUCACCAUCACAUCACGAGCAUUGCUGCUGCCAUCCUAAAUGAAUGCCAUGAGCUCUUUGGGAAGCAGCUGCCUGACCAGACAACGACAGAUCACCAAACCCUGGAGGAACAGAAGCGUCAGCUCAACUUCGAGCUGAACAGCUCUGGCAAAUAUUUUGCUUUUAAGGAACAGCUAAAGUAUGCUGUAGUGAAGAUUGUGAGGGAGAAAUACCUGAAGACUACGGCAUUUGAGAGCCAGGAGCAAUUCCAGGCAUUCCUCAGUGAGCUCUACGUGUACCUCAUGGACCAGAUGCACAUUGCCCUGAAUCAGCUGCUGUUUGAGGAAGCUGCUCCUUCUGCCCCUCCAUCUCAAGUGACCCAGAAGCAGCUCUUGCUCUUUGCUCAUGAGGCUCAAGUCAUCAAGGACUAUAAGCUGGCAUCUCUCUACCACCAGCAGAGGAUAGCUAAGGACCAGUACAACGUCGAGUGCUGGCUGGACUAUGGGGCAUUCUGCCUCCUGAUCGAGGAAACAACCAAAGCCCAUGAGUGCUUCCAGCAGGCCCUUUCUCUGGAUCCCAAUCACAUCCAGAGUUUGCUGCUGUGUGGGAUUACAGCUGCCAUGCUGCAGCACGAUGAAGAGGCAAAGGUUUUAUUUGAGGAUGCCUGCUGCUUGGAGCCAUCCAGCGUGGUGGCCUGGACACUUUCAGGUUUGUUUUAUGAGCUGCAGGAUAAUAAUAUUCAGGCAGAAAUGGCCUUCCGUGAGGCUAAAAAGCUCUUGCAAGCACAGCUCGCCAAGGAGAGGAGCAUCCCUGAGGCUGCUGAGGGAGAAGGAGAGAAAGUUCCAGAUGGUUCUGCUGACAAACUGACAAAGGUGGUGGAGCCUGCCCCGGCUUGUGUGGCACCUAAGGAAGAGGCGACUGCACCAGAGGCAGCCCCGAAAGCGGUGUCCCCUGCUUCAGGACUUGGACAACCUCCCUGCACGAUCUUCAUGGAGACAGUGGAAUUCCUGAUGAAAGCCAAUGCUGUCCAGUUUAUUCACAAGGCCCUUGCCCACGAGCUGCUGAGCCUCCAGGGAGGUCCCUCCAGUGGGUACUAUUUGGUGCUGGCCCAGACUUACUUGCUGAAAGAAGAACUCUCCAAAUGUGAAGAAUGUCUCUGUGAGGCUGUUAGGAUUGACUGCAUGAAUCCAAAUGUUUGGGCUCAGAAAGGGCACCUCUGCUACCUGAAGAAAGACUUUGGUGAGGCAAAGGAGUGCUAUGAGCGAACCAUGGGGUUUAUGGAGGAUGCUGCGGAUAUGCACUUCGUCUACCUGCGCCUGGGUUCCAUCUACCUGGAGGAGAAAUUGUACGGUCGGGCGAAGAAGAUCUACCUGCUCGCCUGUGACAACUCCGCAUCCUGCCUCACCUGGCUGGGGGUGGGAAUCGCCUGCUACAGGCUGAAGGAGAUGGUGGAAGCAGAAGAUGCCCUCUCUGAAGCCAAUGCCCUCAAUAACACCAACGCUGAAGUGUGGGCAUAUCUCUCCCUCAUCUGCCUGCAUGGAGGACGGCAUAUGGAGGCAGAGCAGUGCUACAAGUACGUCCUCAAGCUGGGCCUGACGAACGACGCGCUACUGCGGGAGCUCCGCGCCGCCCAGCUCCGGCUCGGCUUCGGCAACCCGGAGCUCUGAGCGCCGGCUCCGCAAUAAACCCCCCUAUCCC
Messenger RNA from Neopsephotus bourkii (Bourke's parrot), 3764 nucleotides. It is a transcript of the gene CFAP70, whose product is annotated as cilia and flagella associated protein 70. The coding region runs from base 665 to 3733 and encodes 1022 amino acids. Gene Ontology annotation, cellular component: extracellular exosome; motile cilium. NCBI's taxonomy places the organism in Eukaryota, Metazoa, Chordata, Aves, Psittaciformes, Psittacidae. The transcript has 26 exons. The record is from RefSeq and is a predicted model, not a curated record. Gene Ontology annotation, biological process: cilium movement; cilium assembly. Gene Ontology annotation, molecular function: protein binding.